Messenger RNA from Callorhinchus milii (elephant shark), 819 nucleotides. RefSeq names its product procathepsin L-like. NCBI's taxonomy places the organism in Eukaryota, Metazoa, Chordata, Chondrichthyes, Chimaeriformes, Callorhinchidae. The record is from RefSeq and is a predicted model, not a curated record. The coding region runs from base 113 to 469 and encodes 118 amino acids. The transcript is spliced from 4 exons.
CGUGUUCCUGCGCAGCGGCAAACGUAGUAUAAAUUGAUCACAGAUAUUGCAGUCGGACUCACUCUGACGCAGUGCUGUGUUCUGAGGAGAGGAACACUGGAAAAUAAUCCAGAUGAAGCUCUCUCUGAUUGUGAGCUAUGUGUUGCUGGUCGUAACCAUGGCCUUGCCGCUUGAUCCAGCGUUAGACGAUGAAUGGCUGUCCUGGAAAUCCUUUCAUGGGAAGCAUUACAUGGAGGAAGAGGAAAUCUACAAGAGGAUGAUAUGGGAAGAUAACAUGAGAUUCAUUCAGAAGCACAAUCAGGAGCACUCAAUGGGCAAACACACAUUUACAGUGGACAUCAACCAGUUUGGAGACUUGACCACUGAGGAAUACAAUCAGCUUCUGACUGCAAACCAUGGACUGAUACCUGAUGAUUACGAAAUGAUUGGAGUACAGAACCUGACUGCACUUAAUGAGACUGUUCAAUGAUGAAUUGAAGGCUUAGUUACUCCAGUACAAGACCCGGUGAAAACGAAAGAGAAGUGUUGCCAUUCUGUGCCUUGCUGUCCUGCUGUAGUAGUUUAUCUAAGUGUCAAAAUUCUGUGCUUUACUACUGUAAUAUUGCUAAUGGAAUUUGGAGAGACAAUUUAAUCAUAAAGUACUGUUGUGUAUAAAAAUCUGUUUGGGGAGGGAGCUUGGCUUUAGACCAGCAUAUUGUUGCUGUAAUGCCAAUAGGGGACGAAUUCGAGAAACCAAAUGUGUAAAGAGUAAAAGGAAAUGUUUCCCACCUACACGAUAAUAACUGUUAGAACAAGAAUAAAAGUGAUUGUUAUUUUAAA